This is a messenger RNA of Paramecium sonneborni, 2822 nucleotides long. Lineage: Eukaryota; Ciliophora; Oligohymenophorea; Peniculida; Parameciidae. The record is from the annotation of a GenBank genome assembly.
AUGAACCAUAGAUACAUUUUCCUUCUACAAAUUAUUUAAAACAUCUGGUGGAUAAUUGAAAUGUUAUUAAUUUAAAAGUCUUCAAAUUACACAUAUUACUUUUUGUGUUCAUUAUGUAUAACAACAAGGCUACUUGCCUCGAUUAUCUAUCUAAAAUAGCAUUAGAAACAUGAUCGAUUUAUUCUCAUAACUACAUUAGCUAAUAAUGUUUGUUAUACUGAGGCCAAUAUUAACUUUGAAAGUAAGAAUUUAUAUUUAAAUCAUAUCAAUACUUUAAUCAUCCUAUUAAAUUACAUGGAGGCUCAAAUUUUAAUAAAAAAUCAACCAUUUGAUUUACUUACAAAAUUUACAUUUCCAACAUAUAUAUUAAUGAGAUUGAUCUCCCUUAUAUUUAUAUAGUUUGAUAUACAAUUAUGUGAAGCUACAUCCCUUAUGCUCUUAUUUUUAUGUGUAUAUUUUUCAAAUUAUAAUACCUCUGUAAAUUCAACUCAAACAAAUCCUAAAUUAGAUCAUUACUAAUAAAAUUGUUCUGCAUCUUUGCAUUAAUCAUAAGUUAAAUUAGAGAAGCAUCUUACUUUGAAUUCAAAUAAAUUGAAUCACGGCCCUGAUAAAAAUUCAUAACCAAGAAAUAGUUUUUAAAUUAAUAUAAAAGAUUCAUACAGAGAAGAAAGUGCACCUAUACCUACUUUUCAUUCAAAACUUAAACCAGGAUAUAAAAGUUAAUAUUCACAUCUAGUUGUAGAUAGAAAUGAUUCUUAACUUUAAAAUUUCUAUUAAAAUCUUGUAAAUGUUUUACCAGAAGGAGUUUUGAUGUUAAAUAAAUUUCAGUAAAUCUAAUUCAUAAGUACUAAAUGUGAAAAAUUACUAGAAUGUGAUGGAAAAGAAAAAGUAAUAGAAUACAUAAAAAAAUGUUUGUCAAAUUGUGAUUUACCUGAAGAUGUAUAAUCUAUGACCAGAACUAAAAAUAAAUUGACUUAAAGAGUCUUAGAAGAAAUUAUAAGAAUCUAUAAAUAAAAUUUCUAAGAAUUAGACAUUUUUGAUGUUUUACUGAAUCCAAAUAAAUAUAUCUAAGCAUUAUUUUCUGGAUAGAAUGGAUAAUUAGAAUAAGAUAGAAGCAGUUCUGGAUCAGUUUAUUUUUCUGAUCCUUCUACAUUAUAAGAACAUACUUUUUGUUUUGAAGGUUCUAUUGAGAAAGAGAAAAACGAUUAAUCAAAAAAGCUCAAAUUCAUUUUGGUUUAAACUUAGAUGACUUUAACUUAAUAGGAAGCAAUCUCAUAAAAUGGAUAGACUAAUUCGAAAAGGUAAGGAUUUAAUGAUAUGCCAUAACCAAUACUUUUAAUAUUGAUUAAAAAUAUAACACAUAAAAAUAAAGUUAAAGAGUUAAAAGAAGAAAGAUUGAUUAAUAAUUCACUCUUAAAGUCUUUUUCACAUGAAUUAAGAACACCUUUAAACAGUUGUUAAUAUAUGCUUAAUCUAAUUAAAGAAGUUUCAAAAGAUGAUAUUAUACAAAUGUAUCUAAAUACAGCAUCAAGUUCUAUAAAAUUAUUAAUUUAUUAAAUUAAUGAUAUAUUAGAUUUUGCUGCAAUGUAAUCAAAAUCUUUUUCUUAUCACACUACUACAUUUUGUCUCAAAGAUCUCAUUUAAGAAAUACAUGACUUAUAUGAUUAAUAAACAAAUUUUAAAAAUAUCAAAUUAGAUAUCUUAUAUGAUUAAUCUUUAUAUAAUCAAUUUUUCAUAAAUGAUAAAUAAAGAAUUAUGUAAGUAUUAGUUAAUUUAUUAAAUAAUUCCUGCAAAUUUACUAAACCUUAUGGAGAAGUUUCAUUAAUAUUUAAAUAAAUGAAAGGUAAUCUUAUUGAAGUAACUGUUAGAGAUGAUGGAAUAGGAAUCUAAUCAAAUAAACUUGAACUAUUAAGAAAAGCAUUUUGCAAACCUUCUUCUAAAAUAUCUCAUGAAUAAUCUGCUUUAGGAUUUGGUCUCAAAAUAUCAGGAAAAAUUGUUAAAGGAUUAACUUAUAAUAAAAAUUAUUUAGAUAUCAAUUCAAGUCAUAAUAAUGGAACUCAAGUUUCUUUUUUAUUUUAAAAUUAAGAAAUUAUAAAUUAGGAAUUCUUAUUAUCUCCAUAAUAAAGUAAUAUUACUGGAAGAUUUGAAAUGUCAUCUCCUGCAUCCUCUAAAUUCAUUCACAAAUUAGAAUUAUCAUAAUCUUUAACAAAAGGACUCUAAUAAAAAUUUGAAACUCCUUAAAAUGAAUCAAUUAUUCUAAAAGAACAUCUAGAAAGUCCAAGAUUAAAUUAAGAUUAAUUAAGUUAAGUUAUUAUUCCUACAAGUUGUUAUCAUUUCAAAAAUACUCAUGUAUUACAUCAUAAAAAAUAAGGUUCACUUCAAUCUUUUUAAAUUAAUAUAAAUAAUUGUGAAGAUUGCUCUUAAAUUUUAGUAGUUGAUGAUAUACCAUUUAAUCAAAUUGCUUUUAUUUAGAUGUUAAAUCAUUUUAAAAUUAAGGCUGAAUCUGCUUUUGAUGGAUACUAAGCUAUUGAAAUGGUAAAAUAGAAAUUAAUUAAACAUUGCAAAUUCUAUAGAUUAAUUUUUAUGGAUAUUGAAAUGCCUGGUUAAAAUGGUUUCUAAACUUCUAAAAUUGUAAUACUAACCCCUAUAACUAGAUUUCACAAAUUCCUGGUGUCUAAUCUAUAAUUGUUAUGUGUUCUGCAUAUGAUACUCUUGACAAUUAUAAUUUCGCUUCACAAGUUGGUAUAAGUGAAUUCUUACCUAAACCUGUUAAUAAAAAAGACUUAGAUAAAAUCUUGAAAAAGUAUUUAUUCAAAAUAUGA